Penaeus monodon (black tiger shrimp) is the source of this 867-nucleotide messenger RNA. Its product is annotated as FMRFamide receptor-like. The transcript is spliced from 5 exons. The coding region runs from base 1 to 867 and encodes 288 amino acids. NCBI's taxonomy places the organism in Eukaryota, Metazoa, Arthropoda, Malacostraca, Decapoda, Penaeidae. Gene Ontology annotation, biological process: G protein-coupled receptor signaling pathway. Gene Ontology annotation, molecular function: G protein-coupled peptide receptor activity. Gene Ontology annotation, cellular component: membrane. The record is from RefSeq and is a predicted model, not a curated record.
AUGUCCGUAAGUGAAAGCGACUGGCUCUCCCACAUGGACGAGAUCGAAGCCUACAUCCCACGGGAAGAACUGGUCUCCAUCCUCCCCAACCUGACGAAGGACCAAGCUUCGUACAUCCUCCAGCUCCUGCCGACGCUGGGGAACGAGUCAGCCUCCGCAGCCCCCAGCCAUGCCCGCUGCGACGUGGGAUUCCGGGAUGGAUAUAAGGACGUGCACGGGUACCUGGCUGUGGCGAUCUGUCUCGUGGGCGCAGUCACCAAUGUUCUCAACAUGAUCAUACUUACACGACGAGAAAUGGUGAACUCAACCAACACUAUUCUGACGGGGUUGGCCGUCGCAGACUUCCUCCUCUUGGUGGAGUACAGUAUCUACGCCACGACUUCGUACAUCAGAGUGCACGAGAAAUUUUUUGAGAGUUAUUUCCAUUCGGUGUUCAUCCUCUUCCACGCACACUUCACACAGGUCAUGCACACCAUAGCCAUCUGCCUGACGAUCACGCUGGCGGUGUGGCGGUACAUAGCUAUCUGCAAACCACAUCUCAACCUGUUCUUGUGUACGUUACCGAGGGCGAGACUAGCGGUCCUCGUGGCGUACGGUAUAUCACCCAUCCUUUGCAUUCCCAAUUACCUGAUGUACUCAAUUCAUCAGAGCAGCGACAGGAGUAACAUCUCCCUCUACCACGUCGGACUGAGACCACAAGCGCGGGCAACAGAUGGCGUUCUACAGAGUAUCCACUUCUGGUUCUACAGCGUCCUCAUAAAAAUCGUCCCGUGUCUGCUGCUCAUCUUUCUCAUCUUCUUCAUCAUCAGGGCCAUGUAUAUAGCCAAAAGGAGGAAAUCAGAACCUCCUGAAAACGGACGUCCAUGA